GAAAGCAUAGAAAUUGGAGAAGGAAGAGAAAGAAGCUCUUUUUUUCUCCUCCUUCUCUCUCUGUGUCAAAGACUGUCUCUUUUGUUUUCUUUUUCUCGGAAACAAACUUUUCUCGAGAAGUUUUUUGAAGUUUAACUUUGUAGAGAGAGGCUUAAGCAUAAGUAACUACUUCAAUACAGACAGACAGAUAGAUCUGUGAAACUUGGUGUUUUCACUUCCUUAGCUGGAACUAAUAAGUGAAGAGGUUGAUUCCAAUGGGGUUGGUUUACAGUUUCAGUUAUAGUUUUAGCAAAUGAAAGUAUGUGCUGUGAAUUGGAGCAUUGGAAGCCCACACCAUCCCCGAUAGUACCUCUGAUUUCUCUUCAAGAAAGUAGACAAACCAGCAUAGACAUGAAUCACUUGACUGUUGAGACUGCUGAUACUUUUGCAAGCUUGCUUGAGCUCGCUGCUAACAAUGACGUUGAAGGCUUUAAGAGAUCAAUCAAACGUGAACCUUCAUGUGUUGAUGAGGUUGGAUUAUGGUAUGGUCGUAAGAAAGGCUCCAAGCAAAUGGUUAAUGAACUCAGAACCCCGUUGAUGGUUGCUGCUACUUAUGGUAGUAUUGAUGUUAUAAAGCUAAUUCUUUCUCUAUCAGAUGCUGAUGUCAAUCGCCCUUGCGGCCUUGACAACAGCACUGCCCUGCAUUGUGCCGCUUCAGGUGGGGCAGUGAACGCUGGAGAUGUUGUGAAACUGCUUUUAGCAGCAGGUGCUGAUCCUAAUUUGACAGAUGCCAAUGGUCAUCGUCCUAUUGAUGUUAUUGUUGUUCCUCCAAAGCUCCGAAAUGUAAAAUUUACUCUUGAAGAGCUUCUUGCCAUUGAUAGGGCAGUCAUUGGGCACAAUCUAAGGAUUUCCACAAGCACAUCAGAUUCAAAUUCUCCGCCUCUCUCACCUUCUGUGGAGAAUGGCUCUCCAUUGUCUUCAUUAGAUUCCCCAAUGAAGUCAAAACUCAAUGAUGGACCUACUGCUUCAGAGAAAAAAGAAUACCCAGUUGAUCCAUCUCUGCCUGACAUCAAGAACAGUAUCUAUUCGACCGAUGAGUUCCGAAUGUAUUCAUUCAAGGUCCGACCUUGUUCUCGUGCAUACUCUCACGAUUGGACUGAAUGCCCAUUUGUUCAUCCAGGGGAAAAUGCUCGAAGAAGAGAUCCUAGGAAGUUUCAUUACAGUUGUGUACCCUGUCCUGAUUUCCGCAAAGGGGCAUGUAGACGAGGAGACAUGUGUGAAUAUGCUCAUGGAGUUUUUGAAUGCUGGCUUCAUCCCGCUCAGUAUCGAACCCGACUUUGCAAAGAUGGUACAAGUUGUGCGAGGAGAGUUUGCUUCUUUGCCCACACUGUGGAGGAACUCCGUCCAUUGUAUGUAUCCACUGGUUCUGCUGUUCCCUCUCCUCGCUCGAGCACCUCUGGUGCUACUGCCAUGGAUUUUGCUGCUGCCAUGAACCUCUUGCCAGGUUCUCCUUCAUCAGUAUCUGUUAUGUCUCCUACACCAUUUACUCCACCGAUGUCUCCAUCCGCGAACAGCAUGUCUCAUUCUUCUGUGGCUUGGCCCCAACCAAACGUCCCAGCCUUACAUCUCCCUGGAAGCAAUCUCCAGUCUAGUCGCUUGAGAUCAUCACUUAAUGCAAGAGACAUACCUGCUGGGGACUAUAGUAUGUUGCCUGAUUUUGAUGUGCAGCAGCAACAGCUUCUAAAUGAAUUAUCCAGUCUCACUCAACCACCUUUGAGUAAUAAUUCAUUGAAUCGUUCUGGUCGUUUAAAGAUUCUAACUCCUUCAAACCUUGAUGAUCUGUUUUUUGCGGAGAGCUCUUCUCCUCGGUAUGCUGAUCAAGCAUUGGCCUCAGCAGUUUUCUCGCCAAGCCACAAGUCUGCAGUUCUGAAUCAAUUCCAGCAGCAGCAGAGUAUGUUGUCACCAAUCAACACAAAUUUUUCUCCUAAAAAUGUUGAUCCCCAUUUGUUGCAGGCCUCUUUUGCAUCAGGCAGGAUGUCUCCCCGAAAUGUGGAACCUAUCUCACCUAUGAGCUCUCGAGUGUCUUUGUUGGCUCAACGCGAGAAGCAGCAACAGCAGCUUCGCAGCCUCAGUUCUCGAGAAUUAGGCACCAAUUCUGCUGCCAUCGUUGGCUCCCCAGUGAACUCUUGGAUAAAAUGGGGUUCUUCAAAUGGGAAACCAGACUGGACUACUAGUAAUAAUGAAUUCGGUAAGCUUCGAAGGUCAAAUUCAUUUGAGCUUGGUAAUGGAGAGGAGCCUGAUCUAUCAUGGGUCCAAUCACUUGUUAAAGAAUCUCCUACGGAGAUGAAAGAAAUAAUGGCCAUGCCUGUCUCCACUAACGGUGCAGCUUCUUCGAGGGAGAGUUCAAAUGUGAAUUCCCAAAUUGAAUCAGUUGAUCACAUGGUGGGGGCAUGGAUUGAGCAAUUCCAGAUUGAUCAGCUUGUGGCUCAGCAAAAUUGAAAUUGAUUUUAGUGAGUCCUGAGGUAGUGAAAUGAGGCUAAGUUCUGGUAAAUACGUUCAUUUUUUGGGGGGUUUUGUUGUUAGUGGUGUUGAAGGUAACAGUAACAGAAAGGUCAUUUUGGAAAAGGAAAAUAUUCAUUUCACCAAUUUAUUGUUACAGCAGAAGUUAGAGAGAGAGAGAGAGAGAGGACAAAAGAAAAGGUGAGACAACCUCUGGGUUGGAGUCAAAGAAAUUAAGCCCAGAGUAGGUGUAUUUUUUGUUUUUUCUUUCCCAAUAUUUUGAAAUUUUAGAUUUCUGUCAUUGUCAUUUUUUUAACCUUUCUUUUUAAGAUGAGCAACAUAUUAAAGUUGCUAUGUAACUGAUUUGCUAUGUCUGGACAAGUCUUAUAUUUUCACCAUGACUUUCAAAAUCUAUAGAAAGCCAUGAGACUAAUGAAAGAAAAUUUUCAAGGUUA
Messenger RNA from Ricinus communis (castor bean), 2933 nucleotides. RefSeq names its product zinc finger CCCH domain-containing protein 30. The record is from RefSeq and is a predicted model, not a curated record. The coding region runs from base 301 to 2478 and encodes 725 amino acids. NCBI's taxonomy places the organism in Eukaryota, Viridiplantae, Streptophyta, Magnoliopsida, Malpighiales, Euphorbiaceae. The transcript is spliced from 2 exons. Gene Ontology annotation, molecular function: protein binding; metal ion binding.